UAAAAAAGCAAGCUAUUCUUGGAAAACCCAAACAAUCCCUUUUAUCCCUUUUCUCAUUCCUCAUGUUUCCAUUUUGAAUUAGGGUUUCACUCUGCUCUUCAUCCGCUUUCAAGCUAAAACCCUAAUCGCUCCGAUCCUUCUCACUAGCCGUUACCUCCGUUUUCCCGCCAAUUUAAGCUUCAUAUCAGCCGUUGACCAGCCCGUAUUUCAAAUACUAGCCGUUAGAUCUGUCCCCCCGGGUACCUUUUUUUUUUUUUUUUUUGACUUGAGGACGAGUUGACUGGACAUGUCGGCUGUUGAAGUGGAGAAGAAGGUCGACGAGGAUAAAAAGGUGGAGGAGAACGGAGGAGAGCUCCUGUUCUGCGGGGCCACCUGCUGGGACAUUAUUGGUCGCAAAAAAGGUGCCCAGGAAGGCAACUUAAUCUCUCCCACUCGGCUCCGUCCGCUAGUAGGCGUCGACAUUCGCUUCGUUGCCUCUGGCUGUGCAUCGUGUCAUUGUGUGGCACUGGAUAUUGAAGGGCGUUGCUAUACAUGGGGGCGCAAUGAGAAGGGACAAUUGGGCCAUGGGGAUUCAAUUCAGCGUGAUAGGCCUACAAUUGUUUCUGAACUUUCGAAGUAUAAAACUAUUAGAGCUGCAGCAGGAAGGAGUCACACGGUUGUGGUCACAGAAGAUGGUCAAUCCCUAGCAUUUGGCUGGAAUAAACAUGGGCAGCUGGGUUCUGGUUCAACGAGAAAUGAAAUCGAGUCAUCUCCUGUUCGUUGUCUUGUGUCUGAUGUGAAGAAUACUGCUUGUGGAGGUGAUUUCACUGUUUGGUUAUCAUCUGUUGAAGGAGCUUCUAUACUAACUGCUGGCCUUCCACAGUACGGUCAGCUUGGACAUGGAACAGACAAUGAGUACAAUACUAAAGAUAGUUCAGUCAGGCUUGCUUAUGAAGCCCAGCCACGUCCUAGAGCAAUUGCUUCUCUUGCUGGGGAAACUAUCGUAAAAGUUGCAUGUGGAACUAACCAUACAGUGGCUGUGGAUUCAAAUGGAUAUGUUUACACGUGGGGCUUUGGUGGUUAUGGAAGGCUUGGGCAUAGAGAACAAAAAGAUGAAUGGAUUCCCCGUCGUGUGGAUGUCUUUUCUAGGCAUAAUGUUCUGCCUCCUGAUGCAGUGAUUUCUGCUGGUUCUGUGAACUCUGCGUGUACUGCAGGAGGCGGACAGUUGUAUAUGUGGGGCAAAAUAAAGAAUACUGGUGAUGACUGGAUGUAUCCUAAGCCUCUAAUGGAUUUAAGUGGUUGGAAUUUACGCUGCAUGGAUUCUGGCAACAUGCACCAUUUUGUUGGCGCGGAUAACUCCUGCAUAAGUUGGGGCCAUGCUCAGUAUGGUGAACUUGGAUAUGGUCCUAAUGGACAGAAGUCUUCUGCUGUGCCCAAGAAGGUAGAUAUUCUUGAGGGCAUGCAUGUAAUUCGUGUUGCAUGCGGCAUGGGUCAUUCCAUGGUUAUAGUUGACAGAACAAACGUUGGUGACAGACUAGAGCAGCUGGAUGUCUAUGACGGCAAAGCUUCUGGUGAAGGGAGUGCAGAACCAGAGAGCAAAGUCCCAUCUGCUAAGCAAAGUACAAAAAAAAGUGCCUCUAAAGCUUCUAAUAACAAGAAAAGGAAGAAAUCCAAGGAUUCAUCAGAAUCAGAGGAUGAAGAGAUCAGUGAAGAUGAAAGUGACAACAGCGAAGAACAGGUUAAUGGCCGAACACAGCAAAGCAAGCCGGGUGGUAAGGGCCAAGGUAAAGGUACAACAAAAUCAGCAUCUGCAGGAAAAGUUGCUGGGCGCGGGCGGGGUCGCCCAUCACCAUCAAAUAAAAGUGCAAAUACUGCUGCAGGGAAAGCUGGGAAGAGAGGUAGGCCGCGAAAAGCAUAACCUGCAUGUUCCUAGAUGAAAUGGAAAUUUUUGCUGCGUGUAGAGAAGUGUACUAUUUCAUACUUCGGUUAUUUUAUUUGCAUUUUUUCAAUUAUUCAAGCAUUUUCAAUUUUCAGUCCCCUUAAAAUUGUUGUGUUUUCUGAGGAAAACAAUUUUCCUGGAUUAGCUCCGCUCACUUGGGAGAUUUGGGGGAACUGAAACAUUUUAUUACUCAAUUUGUACCAUUUUAUAUGGAAAAAAAAAAAAAAAUUCUCAUUCUAUUACGUU
Molecule: messenger RNA, 2164 nt
Organism: Jatropha curcas
Lineage: Eukaryota; Viridiplantae; Streptophyta; Magnoliopsida; Malpighiales; Euphorbiaceae
Source: RefSeq, a predicted model, not a curated record